UCGGGAGUUUCUGGAUUCUUUAUCCGGUAUCUUAAGUGCCUUUGGGUAGCUGUCGUUUCUGCAGUAUUUAAAGGCGGCUGGGGCAGCAGGAUCGGCGGCCGCAGUGGCGCAGAGGCCAGCAAUAUAUGUGGUACUGUACUUCCUCAUGUUGCUGGGCAGUGGCAGCAAGCUAUAGCUCCCAGUCAGCCACGGGAUCACGAGGGUGAACACCUGAUACACUGCAGGAGUAAGAAAGUUAGCCUGAGUUCUGUGAAAAACCAGAGAAGAGAAACUAUGAGAAUAGUAGACAAGGUUUUUCAAUUUGCAUAAUAUUUCCUUCAUGGAUACAUUUUCAUAGCAUUAUUAUGUGAUGGGAGAAGUUGUUUUUUUGUGGUUUUUUUUUUGAAGUAACAUGGAUUUUAUACUACAGAAUCAAGAGAUUGGCUUUAUAGGAAAAAUUGAUAUAUAAAAAGUGGUACAGGUUUUUAUAGAUAACCAUGACAACAUCCCAUAUGAAUGGGCAUGUUACUGAGGAAUCAGACAACGAAGUAAAAAAUGUUGAUCUUGCAUCACCAGAGGAACAUCAGAAGCACCGAGAGAUGGCUGUUGACUGCCCUGGAGAUUUGGGCUCCAGGAUGAUGCCUGUACGUCGGAGUGCACAGUUGGAGCGUAUUCGGCAACAACAGGAGGACAUGAGGCGUAGGCGAGAGGAAGAAGGGAAAAAGCAAGAACUUGACCUUAAUUCUUCCAUGAGACUUAAGAAACUAGCCCAAAUUCCUCCAAAGACUGGAAUAGAUAACCCUAUAUUUGAUACAGAAGAAGGAAUUGUCUUAGAAAGUCCUCAUUAUGCUGUGAAAAUAUUAGAAGUGGAAGACUUGUUUUCUUCCCUUAAACAUAUCCAACAUACAUUGGUAGACUCUCAGAGCCAGGAAGAUAUUUCACUGCUUUUACAACUUGUACAAAAUCAAGAUUUCCAGAAUGCAGUUAGGAUACACAACGCUGUCACAGCCCACAUGGACAAAGCCAGUCCUCCAUUUCCUCUCAUCUCCAACGCCCGAGAUCUUGCACAAGAGGUACAAACUGUUUUGAAGCCAAUCCACCAGAAGGAAGGACAAGAAUUAACUGCUUUGCUGAAUGCUCCACAUAUUCAGGCACUUCUACUGGCCCAUGAUAAGGUCGCUGAGCAGGAAAUGCAGCUGGAGCCCAUUACAGAUGAGAGAGUUUAUGAAAGCAUUGGCCAGUAUGGAGGAGAAACUGUAAAAAUAGUUCGUAUAGAAAAGGCUCGAGAUAUUCCAUUGGGUGCUACAGUUCGUAAUGAAAUGGAUUCUGUCAUCAUUAGUCGGAUAGUAAAAGGAGGUGCUGCAGAGAAAAGUGGUCUUUUACAUGAAGGAGAUGAAGUUCUGGAGAUUAAUGGCAUUGAAAUUCGGGGGAAAGAUGUCAAUGAGGUUUUUGACUUGUUGUCUGACAUGCAUGGUACUUUGACAUUUGUUCUGAUUCCCAGUCAACAGAUCAAGCCUCCUCCUGCCAAGGAAACUGUAAUCCAUGUAAAAGCUCAUUUUGACUAUGACCCUUCAGAUGACCCUUAUGUUCCAUGUCGAGAGUUAGGCCUGUCCUUUCAAAAAGGAGAUAUACUUCAUGUGAUCAGUCAGGAAGAUCCAAAUUGGUGGCAAGCCUACAGGGAAGGGGAUGAAGAUAAUCAGCCUCUAGCUGGGCUUGUUCCAGGGAAAAGCUUUCAGCAGCAAAGGGAAGCCAUGAAGCAAACCAUAGAAGAAGAUAAGGAGCCAGAAAAAUCAGGAAAGCUGUGGUGUGCAAAAAAGAAUAAAAAGAAGAGGAAAAAGGUUUUAUAUAAUGCCAAUAAAAAUGAUGACUAUGACAAUGAAGAAAUCUUAACUUAUGAGGAAAUGUCACUUUAUCAUCAACCAGCAAAUAGGAAAAGACCUAUCAUUUUGAUUGGUCCACAGAACUGUGGCCAGAAUGAAUUGCGUCAGAGGCUCAUGAACAAAGAGAAAGACCGCUUUGCAUCUGCAGUUCCUCAUACAACUCGCAGUAGGCGAGACCACGAAGUAGCUGGCAGAGAUUACCACUUUGUUUCUCGGCAAGCAUUCGAGGCAGACAUAGCAGCUGGAAAGUUCAUUGAGCAUGGCGAAUUUGAGAAAAAUUUGUAUGGAACCAGCAUAGAUUCUGUACGUCAAGUGAUCAACUCUGGGAAAAUAUGUCUUUUAAGUCUACGUACACAGUCAUUGAAGACUCUCCGGAAUUCAGACUUGAAACCAUAUAUUAUUUUUAUUGCACCCCCUUCACAAGAAAGACUUCGGGCAUUAUUGGCCAAAGAGGGCAAGAAUCCAAAGCCAGAAGAGCUGAGAGAAAUCAUUGAGAAAACUAGAGAGAUGGAGCAGAACAAUGGUCACUACUUUGACACGGCAAUUGUGAAUUCAGACCUUGAUAAAGCCUAUCAGGAAUUGCUUAGGUUAAUUAACAAACUUGAUACUGAACCUCAGUGGGUGCCAUCCACCUGGCUGAGGUGAAGGAAGCCCUUUCUGUGGCAUGUGUGGACUUGAUCUGGCGAACUGCCAGUACGAAGGUAAACCUGAUACUUCAGCAAGACUCGAAGGGUAAGGUGGCAGGCAGUGUAGACCUGUUCUAAGAUCUCAAACUAGGGAGAAAAUCCCCGUAAGUAAUUUGUGCACAGCAGUCUUUAUUCUCUAUGGCUUUAGGUUCUUGCCUCAUUCGGGGAUUCCAAAUGGAUGCUUUCAACAGCAGUUCCAUUUUGUCUAUGUAAAAACCUAUUAUUUUCACCUAAAUCUUUUCUGGCUAGUCAUAUUUUGAUGAAGUGUGUGUAUAUACACAACAGUCCAUGUCUCACAUAAUUAUAAAUAUUGAUGUUAUUUAACAGUUAACUUAAAUGACUUCAUGGGAAUUGGGGCGGGGGGUAGGGACCAUGCUUCUGUGUACUGGGCAAGACUUUAUUUGGUUAGAAAACUGGUUUAGUCGUCAGAAAUAUUUCGCUUAGAUUUUUCUCAUGUGCUGCAAGUAUAAUAUACUCAUCAGAUUUUAGUAACUUACAACAAAAAAUACAUUAAGUAUUGUUUAUAAUGAUUUUAAAAAAUUUUUAUGGUGCCACUUUGGUCUGGAGCCACUCUGUUAGGCUUGAAUUCAUUUGUAUGUCUUUUAAAAACAUUCCAUUUAGAAGCACCAGUUUUUAGCUCAAACUUUGUCUAUCAGACUUUACUGCACAUUCAACAGAUUCUGAUCUAGUUUAAGCAUAUACAGCAUCCUGGUCUUUUUAAUGAUUUUCUGAAUUUUGUCCUUAAAUUGUCACAGCUAGUUAGAUAACCUUGCUUCCUUUCUAUGCUCUGCAUAGUACAAUAGAAUGUAUGUUACAUUUUUAUGAAUGGUAGAUGUUCAUGUAAACUGUGGAGACUGUUAAGUUUCUUUCUCAUGAUGCAGUUAUUUUAUAUACAUGAGAGGGCACAGAACAUUUGACAGUUUUUGCAUUUUUAUAUUAGGGGCACAGUAUAAUUUGAUGACUGUGUUAUAUAUAGUUAAUAAACUGGAAUUCUGUGAUGAAUAUAGCUGCUGUACUGUAGACUAAUAUAAUAGAUUGGCAAAUGGUCAUUGAUAACACUUGUUCAGCAUUGUAUUAAAAUUAUAUCUGAGGGAAAUACUAUAACAGUUGACUUUGAGACCAGAAGGAAAGGAUAACCUGAAAGUCAUUUGAACAUUUUAGGAAAGAACAUGGGGGAGCGGGGUGGUUAAGCACAUAUAAAGAGGUUUUUAUCCUAACAAGUUCUGUUCCUUGUGACCAUAAUGCAAGAGCUUGCUAAAUCCAAAAUGUUUAAGCUAAUGGGAUUUUCACACUGGCAUGGAAAGGUAAUUUGUAGUCUUUUCAAGCCUUUAGGGAUGGUGUGAUGUGACAGACAACCUCAAAUGUGAAUAUCUUCAUUUUGUUUUUAUAGUGACUUUAGCUAAGCAUUUCCUGUUCUCAAAGUGAAACACUGGAAUAAUACUGAGUUGUCACAUAACUUAACGUAAGCAGUUGUUUUUAAUUAGUGGUUUGUCUCAGUGUUGUGUAUGUGAUUAUUUUCUCUUCUACUUAAUUUUAUUUGAACAAAUGUAAACAGUUUGUAAGUUGCGUUUUUCUGUUCAAAUUUGCAUGGCCUUGAAGUUGGCUGCAGAGUGCGUCUUAUGUGGAAAUGCUUUAAUGUUUAUUGGGAAGAAAGUAACAUUCCUGGGUUAAGGGAAGGAAUGCUGUACAUACUGUCUCUUCAGGUCUGAGACACUCCAAGUACUUUAUAGCAGGAAAUGCAAAGCUCACACUAAUAUUCAGCAUCGAAAACCAAGGAAUAUAAGCACUUCAUCUUUUCAGUCUUGCAGUUUACUUUCUCCUCAGGAACGAAAGGUAGUCUGUGGUAGACAGUGGAGUUCUGACAGCUGUUUUCAAACCUAAGGUCUCAACUUUUGGAGUCGGAAUUGCGUUAGAAUGAGAUUUCCAGGAGUGUCAGUAGUGGCUGUCGUGCUGUCCCCUCAAUAACCUGCGGGUAGAUCCAUACUCGGCCAUAUGCCGUAAGACUCAGACAUGGCUUUCACAAGCAAAUCCCCUCCCAAGGCACAUGCCAUGCCGUCGUACACUUUAAGAAGUCUAAGGUGACGAGAUGUGUUUGGGGUCAGUGAAGUCUUACAUUCUUUCUUUCCUCAUCAGCAAGGGCAGUGGUAGUGUAGGGAGAGGGAUAGGAGUGUUAGUCUCAGCGCCAUGGGUGUGCUGACACCCCACCCAGGCCCUGAACAGAGUGAACAGAGUGUUGCUGACUUCUUGAAACAAAACGGAGAACGCCCUUGCAGGUUACCUACCUAGUCAUCAAACCGCUGUGGCCAGGUCUGUUUCCUCUGGUUCUGACUGGAGACCCUAAUGUAGGGAGGUCUUAACCACUUACAGGAAUGAUACCCGUAGCUACUACAGUGCACAUGGUAGUUCAAAUAAGGAAAUAUCUUCCUUUACUAAACUUUAACUCAGAACAAAUGGAAAGGAGAAUAGCAUUUAGACUAAUCCAGAUUUGCUUUCUAUGAAAAUCUUAAUGUCUGGAUUAUUUCUUCCCAUUUUUCAUGGUCUAAGGAGUAAGUAUUGAUAAGGAAUAAUUUGAAUGUAAUUUUAUGAAUGUGUGUGGAAAAUACGAACCAGGGAUUUAGCCUUAAUAAGGUAACCUUUCUGACAUUUAUUUUUAAUCCUCCUUUGUAUGCUCAUCCUGUAUCUGCACUCUUGUUAUUUCAAGAUGUCAUACUGCACACUGCAUUGUAAAAAUAAAAAGUAAAAUUAUAUUUCAAAUAAAGAAA
Molecule: messenger RNA, 5307 nt
Organism: Pteronotus mesoamericanus
Lineage: Eukaryota; Metazoa; Chordata; Mammalia; Chiroptera; Mormoopidae
Gene: PALS1
Product: protein associated with LIN7 1, MAGUK p55 family member
Exons: 16
Coding region: 477-2504 (675 amino acids)
Biological process (GO): establishment or maintenance of epithelial cell apical/basal polarity; establishment or maintenance of polarity of embryonic epithelium; morphogenesis of an epithelial sheet
Cellular component (GO): adherens junction; plasma membrane
Molecular function (GO): protein binding
Source: RefSeq, a predicted model, not a curated record